This is a messenger RNA of Nilaparvata lugens (brown planthopper), 1091 nucleotides long. RefSeq lists its product as uncharacterized. Gene Ontology annotation, cellular component: membrane. The transcript has 4 exons. The coding region runs from base 594 to 1091 and encodes 165 amino acids. Lineage: Eukaryota; Metazoa; Arthropoda; Insecta; Hemiptera; Delphacidae. The record is from RefSeq and is a predicted model, not a curated record.
UUUUCAUUAGUAGUUUUGUAGACCUCGUUCAGUCGGUCAGUCCCGCGUUUCUUGGACGCUCAAAAACUUUUCCGAAACUUAAAAACUUUUCAAAGUAAUAGCUAGUAAGUUAUUAGGGAGUUCUAGUGCUAAAAUUUCGGAUGAUUUAGGAAGUGAUUUGUGUAAGAGGGCUGGAAAAUAAUCUGAAAUUUAUCGUGCAACAGGUGUCAGAGUGAGAUACGGUACUGUUUUUAGAACAUUGUUGUUGGUGUACUGUUUUUAGUACAUUGAUGGUUGAUACUGUUUGUAGUACAGUACAUUGACGGUGUACUGCUUUUAGUAGAUAAAUAAUUUAAUUUGCUCAGGAACAAGCCAUACAAACACAAAUACUGUUUUUAGUAAGUAACAAGGUGUACUGUUUUUAGUCACUGUGACAAAAAAUUGUUAGUAAACAGUGUGAGAGUGAAAGCGUAGCUAAGUGCCCCGAUUAAAUUGGACUGGUAAAUCGUUGAUCGACAACGUCCUGCUUUUAGCUGCUUGUGAAGGAGGAGAGAAAGAAGAAGAAAAAGAAAGAAGAAGAAAGAGAAAGAAGAAGGAGAAGUGAAAGAAGAAAGAUGCCACAAGAAAAUAAGCCGGCCGCGGGAGGUACUACAGGGAGUACUCAUAGUGCUCUAGCUUGGAUCAGACUGAACUAUGAUUACUUCAAAAGCAUACCCGGGAUUUUGAAGAUCGUUCAAGCGAUUCUUGGCAUAUUCUGUAUGAUCUUCGCUUCGCCGGCAAUUCUGGCGGGUACCCACUGGUUUCUGUUCGUGGUGGUCACCAGCUUCAUAGCGACUCUGAUCUGGAUGUCCGUCUACUUCCUCGGAGUACGGGAGGCCCUCCAGUUACCUAUCAACUGGAUACUUACUGAGUUCCUGAAUACCGUAGUGGUGGCCAUUCUAUACUUCACAGCUUUUGUCAUCCAGCUGACGGCUUGGUCUCCCAACUACCAACCUCAGUUCCGCAACCCCAACAUCACUGCAGGGGUAAGAAAACGAUUUCGAAAAUUCUGUCGUCUUCUGAUUAACAUGAUUUCUUCAUUCUUUUAUUCGAUUUCCCAACUAUAUCAUUGA